GGAAAAAAACCAAAACAAAAAGUAUGCAAAACCCAUAGACAAGUAAAUCUUAAAAAAAAAAAACAAAAAAACUAUAUUUACUAGAGCACAGCUUAUAAUUUGUGUUGAAUGUUUAGUUUCCGUUGAUUUUAAGCAAACAUAUAGUUUCAAAGCCUAGACACUCAGGAUUUAGUUCAAAUAUUAGUAGCUUAGUCGAUGAGUUGUAUUUGCGAAAACUCGCUUGAGAGAAGUCCCCCGCACACGAACAGACACACGCAUGCACGCCCGCCGUUUGGGGCUGCUCCACACCGACACAUAAAGACCCCCACACACGACGACCAGACGGACGAAGACAGGCCAAACCAAUGCUAAAAUGUCGCUGCCCAACGAACAGACAAACUUGCCGCACAAUCCCAGCCAACCAGCAUCCGCAGACACACAGACACCAGCCACGGCAACAGGAACCACAACACCAUCCACACGAGCCACACAACCAAAUGAGCUGAAACACCGCCUGACGCCACUGAAUGUGCGCCGUUUAUCGGGCUACGUUAAUCCGCAAGCGAUCAGCGAUCAUGCUGGCGAUGAUCCCCCGCCCACCACCAUUAACAUUGGCCUCUUCAACAACAAUAACAACAAUAAUACCAAUAAUAAUAAUAACAACAACAACACAGCAUCAACAACGCCACCAUCUGCAUAUGCCACACCACCAAUAUACCAACAACAGUUGUCCACACUGACAGCAACAACACCGCUAGAUGUGGCACCGGAUGAUAAAUACAGAUUGUUUACCAUUUUCAAUGGAAACGAUCCCGACAAUGAGAAAUUGUCGGGCCUACCACAUUCGACAACCGGUUCACUAAGCUCAAUCAUCACGACGUCCAUAGCAUCCUCCGAACCGGAUCCUGGAGCGGUGAGCGGCGGCGGCGGCGGAGCAGGAGGAGCAGGUGGCGGCGGCGGCGGAGGCAAUGGCGGUAUCGGAUCGGGUGCCCUGGUGGCAGCGGAUGCCUCCAGCAUUGCCGGCAUCAAUGGCAGCUCCGAGGAGAAGUUGGCGCUCAAUCGACCCGGCAUCAAGCAGGAGAAGUGGACGACUAUCCUGCUGCAGGUAUCCAUUCCGUUCUUUCUGGCCGGGAUUGGCACCAUCGGAGCGGGCAUUGUUCUGGGACGCGUUGAGAAAUGGUAUGUCUUCAAGAACGUAAGCGAGCUGUUCAUCCUGGUGCCGGCGCUUUUGGGUCUGAAGGGCAAUCUGGACAUGUGCCUGGCAUCGCGUCUGUCCACGCAAGUGAAUCUGGGCAACAUGACCAGCAGGCAGGGCGUGAUACGGAUGAUAGUGGGGAACAUAGCACUGGUGCAGGUCCAGGCGACGGUGGCCUCCUUUCUGGUGGCCAUGUUUGCGGUCAGCGUGGGCGCUGCCAUGACCGGCGACUUCUAUUUCGAGAACAUGAUGCUGCUGACUGCCUCGGCCAUGUUCACGGCCACGUCGUCGUGCUUUGUGCUGGACUUCGUUUUGGUGGCUGUAAUCCUGUUCUCGCAGAAGUACCGCCUCAAUCCAGACAACCUGGCCACGCCGUUGGCCGCCUCCAUUGGUGACGUGGUGUCCAUCAGUUUGCUCUCCUUUAUCGCCUCGCUGCUGUACGAUAAUAUCAAAACGCACCUGUGGAUCACAUUCAUCGUGGUCACCUGCUACCUGGUGCUGUUGCCCAUGUGGGUGAUGAUCGUGCUGAGGAACGAGUACACGCGGCCGGUGCUAAAGAGCGGAUGGGUUCCCGUCCUCUCGGCCCUCUGCAUAAGUGGUCUGGGUGGCCUUGUGUUGGAUGCCGCCGUCGAGGUGUUUAAUGGAUUCGUAGUGUUUCAACCGAUCAUCAACGGAAUCGGCGGCAAUCUGGUAUCGGUGCAGGCCAGCAAGAUAUCCACAAUGCUGCACCAGAGCUCAAUUAUCGGGAUUAUACCACCGCACACGCAGAUCUUCGAGUGGCCUUGGCGGGCGCUCUUCAAAGGAGUUCCCUAUGCGAAGACAGCGAGGAUACUUAUUGCCAUGUCCAUACCCGGCAAUGUUCUGUUCAUCUUUGCUGCUGACUAUAUAAACUAUAGCACCUCGACGGUCACCUGGGUGUUUGUGCUUUCCUAUCUGACCGCCAGUUUGGUUCAGGUGAUGCUGCUGCUGUAUAUUGCCCACAUCAUAGUGCACGCGAUGUGGAAGUGGAAGAUCGAUCCGGAUAACUCGGCCAUACCCUACCUGACGGCCUUGGGCGAUCUGCUCGGCAGCAGUCUGUUGGCGGUGGCGUGGCUAUUCACCAUGUCGGUGGGCAUGCAGUACGGGUCCGGAAUGGAGACACUCAACGCACCUAACUAAUGUAGCUAACGAAAUAGGGAGAGUACGGAGUAACGUAGAACGAUAAACAAGGCAGCCACACACACACACCAUACAAUAUAAAGAACUGUUAUGUACCUAAAACAAAUAUACAGAAAACAUAGAAAUUGUACGUAUAGCCAGCCUCCUCCAGCCACCCAAAAAUCUUAAAUCCAAGAAAAAACCUCCCAACACCAAACGGAAACGGAAACCGAACCCGAAAUGGAAACGGAAACCGCUAUAAAACGAACUAAUUUUUAAUGAUGCAUGUCGAAUGCUCGAGGCGAGAGAUAUUAAGAGAUAUGAUAUCAUUUUACAUUGUGUCCUUCUUCACAUGGCUUUUGCUUGUGUUCCUUUUGCUCUACCGAGAAAUUAUGUGCGAUUAUGGUAUAUAUACAGGCUGUAUAUAGGCAUAUGUAGAAUUGCAGGCCGCUGCGUCAUAUUUUUUAAGGCUUUUAGGACAAUAUUAUACACAUUUAAAGAAAAGUAUAUACAUUGUAUAGGGAGAAAAAGACGACGAAGAAUUACUAAAAGAACAUUUACGCUACGCAAAUUGUUUCCUCCCACUUCGGUUCUUGAUUCUUUCGCUCUUGAUUGAUUACCUUAAACAGCCAAAUAAUAAUUGCAAAACGUAGACGUAAAUAGAACCUACUUAAAUCCUUAAUUUACACUUAACCAAUUAUGUAGUAUUAGCGCAGAUUUGAUUUUUGCAAGUCUCGCUUUCGAUUUUGUGCGUUUUUUUUUUAAUAUUACUUUUCUCAUUGUCCCCUUUCCCCCUUCCAUUUUCCCCCAGCAGAGCGCGAGCGAUAAAAAAAUAGGGGAAGCAAUAAUUAAAGCGCGAAUUGCGAUA
Messenger RNA from Drosophila sechellia, 3179 nucleotides. Its product is annotated as solute carrier family 41 member 2. Gene Ontology annotation, molecular function: monoatomic cation transmembrane transporter activity. NCBI's taxonomy places the organism in Eukaryota, Metazoa, Arthropoda, Insecta, Diptera, Drosophilidae. Gene Ontology annotation, biological process: monoatomic cation transport. The transcript has 8 exons. Gene Ontology annotation, cellular component: plasma membrane. The coding region runs from base 353 to 2332 and encodes 659 amino acids. The record is from RefSeq and is a predicted model, not a curated record.